AUGAAAAAUAUGGCAUCAAAAAUUUAUACGUUACGUUGUGGUGCUGGUCAAAAUAUCAGCCGUCUCACUGAGUGCACACUUUUUAUUGGAAAUAAAUGGGAUCGCAUAGACGAGAAAGAGAAACCUUCGGUGAGAUAUGUUGCCAAAGAGCUCAGUGAAUGCUGGGAUAUAGCAAAUAUCAACAAACAUUUGCUACUCAUGUCGGCAACAGAUGCUAUAAAAGUACAGCGCUAUGGAUUAAUUACCCCAAAGUUUAAAUUAUUGUUGAAAUUCCAACAUUGCUUUGAAAUUUUAAUUUUCAUUUUAUAUGAAACUGAUUAUGAUGUUCAGUGGUUGGAUUUCAUACUAUCAAAAAUCUUCAAACAUGCAGAUUCCUUUAUCAUCACUGCAAAUAAACAACGGGAGAUUUUUGCACGGACUCAAACAAUCAAAGAACGAUCAAAUAAACUUCAAGCGAAAGAUAAAAGAGAACGAGCAACGAUGAAGUUUGAGUUACAAAGUCAAAUGAAACGACUUUCUAUGGAAAUGAAAGAACAUAUUAAAUCUGAGAACUUUAUGAUGCAGUUUGUUAUGUGGGAAAAGGCUGAGAUAGAAAUGAUCUUUCAUUUCUACGGAAAUAAUUUCGAUAUAACAAGAGAAAGUGGAAAACGCAAUUGUCAGAAGAUUUUCACAUUGAAUUUGUUGGAAGAAGAGUUUGAACGCAUCGUAUGUGAUGGAAUCAAUAUCGAAAGGCAGGUCGCAUAUCUUAAAAAUCGCAGUCAGCCGUUGCCAGCUACUGUUCUAAUGGGAUCAUCCGCUGCAAUUUGGACUCCAAAUGGUACAUUAGACGCAAAGCCCUUGGGUGAAAAGGGGGUGCGCAAGAUAUUUGCGUUUAGAAAACGCCGCACAUCACGAUAUGCAUUGAGGAUGUUUAAACAGAUCAAUCUAUUGACGUAUUUCCAAGAUCAAUCAGAAAAGUUUUUGAACGCAAAAAUAUCAAUUGCAAAUAGUAGAGUUCUAGACGAAGCUAGGGAGCUUGUAAUGAACACCAAAGAGGUUGUGGAUACAUAUUCCAAACUAAUUCCACUUAUCAUUAAUGCUGACAGAAAAAUUGUUGAUCAAUUGGACAAUAGAAUACAAGAGCAGGAGAAACUGUUGGUGCGAUAUAAUCCAAUACGUGACAAGAGCGAAGAAAUGAGAAAAGAAAUUAUUCCUUUAGGAAAAGAACUGUUUCCAGAGACAUUGGAUCAACGUGAUCUCAAGUGGAGAUCUCAAAAAGAUUCUCACAUUGGUGGUGGUGAAUUUGCUGAAGUUUACGAGGGAGAAUUAACAACUGUCUCAAAAUCAACUUUCACUGUUGCUGUAAAGGUGUUCAACAAGCCUUUUGAUGACAUAAAUGCAAGAUUCUAUUUUAAUGAAGAAAUAAACAUAAGGCAUUUGAAACAUAAACAUGUUCUUGAGCUUUUGGGUGCAAUCAAGAAAAAACUUCCUCGAUACGACUAUAAAUAUGUUUUUGUAAUGCCACGGUGUAAAGGAAAUCUUCGAAAGAUUAUUUUUGAAGAUAAUGAAAAGAACUCAACCAAAUCAAACAAUGAUGCAACCAUGAUGUAUUUCAAAUGGGCUAAGCAAAUUGCUGAUGGACUAAAUUACAUCCAUGAUAGAGGACUUGUACAUCGUCAUUUAAAGUUGGAAAAUAUAAUGAUUAAAGAAAAUGGUGAGGUAGCGAUAUCAGACAUUGGAAUUGUGGGUCAGUUCAAGGAAACUGAAAGAAGUAUAAUUUACCAUGCACCAGAAGUACUAGAGAACUUGGAAAAUUUGACAAGAGCAGCUGAUAUUUACAGUUUUGGUAUCAUGCUUUGGGAAAUGUGGUAUGGUGUCGUGGCUUUUCAAGAACUUAUGCCGAUUGUAAAAGAGGAAUUCAAACCGAAGAUCAUUAAUGGUUAUCGUCCUAAAGGAAUUCCCGGUACAGUCAUUCCAGCAAAGGCACAAGAAAUUAUGAGCGAUUGUUGGUUGACAGAUCACAAAAAGAAUUACAGCUCAAGAUUGCUUGGAACGAUUGAAAGAUGAAUUGCGUGCUUUCGAGCACAAACGUCAAUCAGAGACUCCAUCUCGAAAGAAGAAGUGGGAGAGUGUUUCCGAUCUAAUGAAAGAAGAAACUGAAAUUCCAUCAUUGCAAAAGUCAAUUUCUCUUAUUGGUGGAAAUCAUUUCUUUGGUGAUCACAUGACCGUUAACGUGCAUUGCUCCAAAAGUUAAAAUUUAUGAGCCUUAAAAGGCCAAGAACUUUUAUUUUUUUGGACGGUUUAUUAAAUUGUAUUCUUCAUAAUUACGGUAAAUUUCUCUUGUAUUCUAUUUGUAAUGUUGGAAGCAGUAGCAGCUUUAUCUAUAGAAGGUAAAACACGUAUUACUGACAAGCAAAGACUAAAAACUUGUGGUCUUUACUAUAGUAAUUACAGGAAAUCUAGUGAGUUAGACAAAAUAUUUAUGCUGUGUUACUUAAGUGAGAAUUUAGAGUAAAUGCUAAAGCUAAAGAUUGAUCCGUUAAAAA
Molecule: messenger RNA, 2525 nt
Organism: Xenia sp. Carnegie-2017
Lineage: Eukaryota; Metazoa; Cnidaria; Anthozoa; Malacalcyonacea; Xeniidae
Product: focal adhesion kinase 1-like
Biological process (GO): protein phosphorylation
Molecular function (GO): ATP binding; protein kinase activity
Source: RefSeq, a predicted model, not a curated record